AGCCGGCUGCGGAGGAAGAGGACAAGAGAGGGUCGCACCCUCCGCCCUAGCGCACGUCCCGCCGCCCUCCGGGGAGGCUCGGGCGCCGGCCCCUUCCUCCCCGAGGACGUGUGCCGAGCCGAGGCGCCUGCCCUGAGGGAGGAAAAUGCUCGGGCUCCAUGGCUGCCAGUGAUGGAGCGGUCCCUGGGCUCCCGCUGCCACCGCCGCCGCCGCCGCGCCCCGGCCGUGCUCCGCGAGGACCCGGCGUCUCUGCGCGCCCGCCCGCGCCUCGUUGCUGGGCUCACCGUACCGGGCGCCCCGCCGCCGCCCCGCUCGCAGCCGCGUCGCCCCGGCCUCAGCCGCGGCCAGCGUUUCUUCACCGAGCAGCCGCCGCGAGCCCAGGGGCUCGCUCUCGAAGGCAGGAGCGACCGGCGCCUUCGGCUGAGGAGGAGAAGGAGGAAUCGCGCCAGGCGGAGCGUCAGGUCCCGUUUUCCUCUCCGGCGUUUCGAAUACAAAGAUUACGGUGCAGAAGGAAAUUGCAUUCGCCUCCUCGGCCCCCCCCCAGUACCCAACACAAUGCACCAGCCGCCUGAGUCCACCGCCGCGGCCGCCGCCGCUGCAGACAUUAGCGCUAGGAAGAUGGCGCACCCGGCAGUGUUCCCUCGAAGGGGCAGCGGUAGUGGCAGCGCCUCUGCUCUCAAUGCAGCAGGUACCGGUGUCGGUAGUAGUGCCACAUCUUCCGAGGAUUUUCCACCUCAGUCGCUGCUUCAGCCGCCGCCCCCUGCAGCAUCUUCUACGUCGGGACCACAGCCUCCGCCUCCACAAAGCCUGAACCUCCUUUCGCAGGCUCAGCUGCAGGCACAGCCUCUUGCGCCAGGCGGAACUCAAAUGAAAAAGAAAAGUGGCUUCCAGAUAACUAGCGUUACUCCUGCUCAGAUCUCCGCUAGUAUCAGCUCUAACAACAGUAUAGCAGAGGACACUGAGAGCUAUGAUGAUCUGGAUGAAUCUCACACAGAAGAUCUCUCUUCUUCAGAGAUCCUUGAUGUGUCACUUUCCAGGGCUACUGACUUAGGGGAGCCCGAACGCAGCUCCUCAGAAGAGACCCUAAAUAACUUCCAGGAAGCCGAGACACCUGGGGCAGUCUCUCCCAACCAGCCCCACCUUCCUCAGCCUCAUUUGCCUCACCUUCCACAACAGAAUGUUGUGAUCAAUGGGAAUGCUCAUCCACACCACCUCCAUCACCACCAUCACAUUCAUCAUGGGCACCACCUCCAACAUGGGCACCACCAUCCAUCUCAUGUUGCUGUGGCCAGUGCAUCCAUUCCUGGUGGGCCACCCUCAAGCCCAGUAUCUAGAAAACUCUCUACAACUGGAAGCUCUGACAGUAUCACACCAGUUGCACCUACUUCUGCUGUAUCAUCCAGUGGUUCACCUGCAUCUGUAAUGACUAAUAUGCGUGCUCCAAGUACUACAGGUGGAAUAGGUAUAAGUUCUGUUACUGGCACUAGUACAGUAAAUAAUGUUAAUAUUACUGCUGUGGGUAGUUUGACUCCUAAUGUGACAAGCAGCAUGCUUGGUAAUGCUAAUAUAAGUACAAGCAGUAUUCCUAGUGCUGCUAGUGUGAGUGUUGGGCCUGGAGUUACCAGUGGUGUUAAUGUGAAUAUCUUGAGUGGCAUGGGCAAUGGUACUAUUUCUUCCUCCGCUGCUGUUAGCAGUGUCCCUAAUGUAGCUGCAGGGAUGACUGGGGGAUCGGUUUCAAGUCAGCAGCAACAACCAACAGUUAACACUUCGAGGUUCAGAGUCGUGAAGUUAGAUUCUAGUUCUGAGCCCUUUAAAAAAGGUAGAUGGACUUGCACUGAGUUCUAUGAAAAAGAAAAUGCUGUACCUGCUACAGAAGGUGUGCUGAUAAAUAAAGUGGUGGAGACUGUAAAGCAAAAUCCGAUAGAAGUGACUUCUGAAAGGGAGAGCACUAGUGGGAGUUCAGUGAGCAGUAGUGUCAGCACACUGAGUCACUAUACAGAGAGUGUAGGAAGUGGAGAGAUGGGAGCUCCUACUGUGGUGGUGCAGCAGCAGCAACAACAGCAACAACCAGCUCUCCAAGGUGUGACCCUCCAACAGAUGGAUUUUGGUAGCACUGGUCCACAGAGUAUUCCAGCAGUUAGUAUACCACAGAGUAUUUCUCAGUCACAGAUCUCACAAGUACAGUUGCAGUCUCAAGAACUGAGCUAUCAGCAAAAGCAAAGUCUUCAGCCAGUACCUCUGCAAGCCACUAUGAGUGCUGCAACUGGUAUCCAGCCAUCGCCUGUAAAUGUGGUUGGUGUAACUUCAGCUUUAGGUCAGCAGCCUUCCAUUUCCAGUUUGGCUCAACCCCAGCUACCAUAUUCUCAGGCGGCUCCUCCAGUGCAAACUCCCCUUCCAGGGGCACCACCAACCCAACAGUUACAGUAUGGACAACAGCAACCAAUGGUUUCUACACAGAUGGCCCCAGGCCUUGUCAAAUCAGUGACUCAAAAUCCUGCUUCAGAGUAUGUACAACAGCAGCCAAUUCUUCAAACAGCAAUGUCGUCUGGACAGCCCAGUUCUGCAGGAGUGGGAGCAGGAACAACAGUGAUUCCUGUGGCUCAGCCACAGGGUAUCCAGCUGCCAGUGCAGCCCACAGCAGUCCCAGCACAACCUGCAGGGGCAUCUGUCCAGCCUGUUGGCCAGGCUCAGGCAGCAGUGUCUGCUGUACCUACUGGCAGUCAGAUUGCAAAUGUUGGUCAGCAAGCAAACAUACCUACUGCAGUGCAGCAGCCCUCUACCCAGGUUCCACCUUCAGUUAUUCAGCAAGGUGCUCCUCCAUCUUCGCAAGUGGUUCCACCUGCUCAAACUGGGAUUAUUCAUCAGGGAGUUCAAACUAGCGCUGCAAGCCUUCCUCAACAAUUGGUUAUUGCAUCCCAAAGUACCUUGUUAACUGUGCCUCCCCAGCCACAAGGAGUAGAACCAGUAGCUCAAGGAGUUGUUUCACAGCAGUUGCCUGCAGUUAGUCCUUUGCCCUCUGCUAGCAGUAUUUCUGUUACAAGUCAGGUUAGUUCAACUGGUCCUUCUGGAAUGCCUUCUGCCCCAGCAAACUUGGUUCCACCACAAAAUAUAGCACAAACCCCUGCUACCCAAAAUGGUAAUUUGGUUCAAAGUGUUAGUCAGUCUCCCUUGAUAGCAACUAAUAUAAAUUUGCCUUUGGCACAACAGAUACCACUUUCUACCCAGUUUUCUGCACAAUCAUUAGCUCAGGCAAUUGGAAGCCAAAUUGAAGAUGCCAGGCGCCCAGCGGAGCCCUCCUUAGUUGGCUUACCUCAGACUAUCAGUGGUGACAGUGGGGGAAUGUCAGCAGUUUCAGAUGGGAGUAGCAGCAGCCUAGCAGCCUCUGCUUCUCUUUUCCCGUUGAAGGUGCUACCGCUGACGACACCCCUGGUGGAUGGCGAGGAUGAGAGCUCUCUAUUUCAGUGCUUCUCUCCUACCAGAGGUGCAAGGAGUGAUCCUAGAACCACAGAUACAGCCAAGACCACGGAGAGCUUUUGACGUCAGGGGUCCACUUUCUCCACUGAACCCUUGGAGACAGAAUAUCCAGCUUCUGGAGAGAGUGGGAAAGGAUAAUAAACAAGUGGGUGCUUUCCAUUAUUUACUUGGGUUAAUUUAUAGAUUGGAGUGUCCUUCCAUUGCCCAUUUAAUUCUAUGGUAAACUCCUUGGGUUCAUUUAAGAACCAGGUGGGACUGCAAUCUGUUUGUUUUUCUAAGAAUGCUAACUAGUACUCAUUCAAAAAUGAGACCUAAAAUUUAAUUUUCUCUCCAGAUAAUUAAAGCAGUGGAUGAUUUGGGGCACAUGAUUUGACGAAUGCCUGUGUAGUCCACAGGGAUUUUAAAAAGGGAAUAUCUACCCGUUUUGGCCUUUAUGGUAUUAGUGGACUUCUAAGUGCUCUUUAUAUUCCAGUAAUAUAAAAGGUUCUGUAUUUCAUCUUUGGGCAAACUGGACAUUUGAAGUCUAAUUUAUACAGUCAGAUGUCCAGGUGUUAUCCUACCCUGUUAGUGAGAACCUUUUGGUCUUCUUCCUACCUCAAAUGUUAGGACUUCAUAUUAGAUCUUUUAAAAGAUGCAAUGAUAGUACUAUUAUGGUUUUACUGUCAAUUCUAGGCUUCAUUCUUUAAUAAAAGAUAAGUAUGAAUGAAUGUAAGUUUCAGGAUACAAUAUCCCUGAAAGCUAUGUUUAAUAUACUCAAAAGUCAUUUUCUAGUCCCUAGGAAUAAAUAUUUGUGGUAAAAGAACCCUUUCCUAGAUUUCACCCAUGGCAUUAAGAUGGUUUUCUCUUAGUUUCUUUGAUGCCAAGGGUAGGAUUUGAUUCCAGGAAGUUCUUAUCACCUACAAUGGGUAGAAUGUGAACUUGUUACCUUUUGGCAAGUUUUCAUUUUUCCUUGGUGGAUUCCUUCUGUGACUCCAGGUAUCUUGAUAAUGGGAGACUGGUUUAUUUGUUCUCUAAUUGCCCAGAUUUCUUUCAACUGGUAAAACAUCAUACUUCUUCAGCAAAAGGAAUUCUUCUAGCAGAGCCUUCAUGGAUGAUAUCUGUCACACAUGCCAGCACCUGCAGUUUGGAAGGCAGUGGUGAAUGGAUCCAUGCAAUAUGUCUAGAAGACACAAGGAUGAGCCAGCCACCUGAUCUUGUCAUUUAUAAACUUUUAAGAAUUACUCUGGUUUACUUUUGGUCUGAAAAUGGAAAGGCUCAAAUAAUGAAAUAAUCUUUUCAGAUUGGAAUUUUACAUGGCCAUGAAAAUAUUUAUUUCUAUUCAGAAGACUGAAAUAGAGGAAGCUUGAGAGACUCCUUUCUUUUAAAAGCAGCUCUCUGUAUCUGUUUCAUUUAAAAGAUUUGUGGGAUUGAAAAUCACCUUAAUGAAGUAGGCAAACUUUUUUUUAUUAGUAGAGGAAGUCCAGAAAACUUAAUGAAGUGGUUUUUUUUUUGUUGCCUGACACUGAAAGUAACUAGUAAAUAAAGGGUGAACUUCUUAAUUAUUUGAAAACAGCUUUUAAUAUUAGGAUAUACUCUUUUAGCCCAUCUUUGGUAGUCUUGAGCCUUAUUAUAAUUGUCAAAUCAAUGUUUCUAACAGAGAAGUAGAAGAAAUAUCUCUUGAGAUGGAAGUAGCUUGGUCUGUCCUCUAAAGUAAUACCUACCUGUUAAACUUGAGGUAUUUUUUUUCACACUGAAGGCAUACUAAAGUUUGAAUAAUACACGAAACAGUAGUUUACAGAGCAGAGGCACUUAGUAUUAGAAUAAGCCUGUAGGUGUGAAGGAAUAAGUGUUGCAAAAUAGUUAUUUAUCCAAGCUAUCAAUUAAUUGAUUGAAGUAGUUAUCAAAAUGUUUCUGUUUCUCUCUUUCUUUGGUAUCUAUUAACUGGUCAGUCAAAAGCUAUUAAAGAAAAUUUUUAAAGUCACAUAAUGCUGCCAGUUUGUUAAAUUUGUUAUACAUUUUAAGAACAGAUAUUCUAGAGUUAUUAAUAUGGAAGCAGCUAAAAUGUUUUAGGAAAUCUCAAAAGUUUUGGAAGCCACGUUUGCUAAAGCAUAACCUGCACUUAGUCUUUCUUGGCUCUCUGUAUUUUUUUAUCAUUAUAAAUAAAUUUUUGUAAGUAUAGUACUUAAAAGUAAGUUUAAAGGAUCAAUUUGAACUGAAAUUUCCCCCAGAGAGCUUUGAAUUCCCAUAAAUGAUUACAGCUUUUUACUACUGACUUGUUUUUAGUAAAUGUUAAUAAGACAAUUGGUUUACAAAUACAUAUAAAUUAAAAAA
Rhinopithecus roxellana (golden snub-nosed monkey) is the source of this 5784-nucleotide messenger RNA. It is a transcript of the gene TSC22D1, whose product is annotated as TSC22 domain family member 1. Lineage: Eukaryota; Metazoa; Chordata; Mammalia; Primates; Cercopithecidae. The transcript has 3 exons. The record is from RefSeq and is a predicted model, not a curated record. Gene Ontology annotation, biological process: regulation of transcription by RNA polymerase II. The coding region runs from base 172 to 3537 and encodes 1121 amino acids.